Messenger RNA from Mesorhabditis belari, 1080 nucleotides. The record is from the annotation of a GenBank genome assembly. NCBI's taxonomy places the organism in Eukaryota, Metazoa, Nematoda, Chromadorea, Rhabditida, Rhabditidae.
AUGAAUAAUAACAAUCGAACUUUGGUUCUUGUCACUGGCGCCAGUGGAUAUGUGGCUUCUCAUUGUGUGAAAUUGUUGCUUUCAGAGGGAUAUUUGGUUCGAGGCACUGUCCGUUCGCUGAGUAACCCGAAAAAAGUCGGUCCAAUCAAGAAAUUGGAUGUCGACGGUCGAUUGGAGCUUGUUGAAGCAAAUCUUCUGCAAGAGGACGGAUGGCAAAGUGCCGUUCGUGGUUGUGAUUAUGUGCUUCACGUAGCUUCUCCUUUCCCGAUUGUUUCAACGGAGGAGACGAUUAAAACAGCAAUUGAUGGAACACUUAAUGUAUUAAAGGCUUGUCAAAAUGAGGCAUCGGUGAAGAAAGUGGUGCUCACCUCGAGUUGUGCAGCGGUUAAUGAAGGAAACGAUCCCGAUCGAAUUUUCGAUGAAGGGAGUUGGACAAACACGAGAAGCUCCCAAGUCGACUUUUACGCAAAAAGCAAGACAUUGGCCGAGAAAGCAGCAUGGGAUUUUGUGGCCAAUAUACAGGAUGGAAAUAAAUUUAAACUGACAACCCUUAAUCCAACGCUGAUCGUCGGUCCACCACUGAUUGAUGAUGAUCAAGGAACGAGUAUUACGUUGAUUCGACGAUUUUUGAAUCCUUGGGAGAUGCCCGGUGUGCCGGGAGUCUCCCUGGCGUUGGUUGAUGUGAGAGAUGUGGCAAAGGCUCACAUCGAGGCAAUGAGGCGGCCGGAAACUGAUGGGGAGCGGAUCCUUUGUACUUCUCAGCCAUCCUUCUGGUUCCGAGACUUUGCUCGCAUUUUGGGUAAAGAGUUUCGACGACAGGGUUACUGGGUGCCUUUGAUCCAAGUUCCCUAUGCUGUCGUUUACAUUUUCUCAUUCUUCGACGCGCAAGCUGCCUCCGUUUUGCAUAGAAUUGGACCAGAAGUGAAAUUUUCCAACAAGAAGGCAAAACGCUUGCUCGGUUUGGAGUUUCGCGAUCCAGCUGAGUCGAUCGUCGAGAUGACUUAUCAUUUGAUUGAACGUGGAAUAAUCAAGAAGAAAUCCGGAUAUACGGGAAUGCCGGACAAAUACAAAAUGGCUUUG